AUGUGGAAACUCGGAGAUUUUGCCCUAUCUCGCGACGACUCCUCAAGCCAUCCUGUGCUCAGUGGGGGGCAGCGUGGCUAUUCCGUGAGCCGAGCGCAGGUUCGUCUUCCCGGCUCUUUCUCUAAGGUGGUAAAGGCGCGCGAGCCUACACCACACCUAUCCAGAACAAGCCCGGGAUUAAAUUUCUCAGUGUCUGAGGAUGGUGGGUCGUCUCUGAAUACUUGCACUUCAGUUAUUCUAGGCAUCCCAGUGAAGCUGAUUGAUGUCAGGAUUCCGCGCGCGGACCGAGUCGCGUACUAUGUGCUUGCUAAUUGCAUUCGUAGACAUCAGAUCAGAGCGCAAGAAUCUAUGAGCGUUCAACAUCCGACGCUACCCGUUUCCGACGAAAUUAUCGGGAUAAUUCCAGACACCAAGGCAUUGAUCGAAAUUCAGAGCCUUGAACUGGAGACCAUUAUAAUAGGCCAGAAUUAG
This is a messenger RNA of Aspergillus nidulans FGSC A4, 471 nucleotides long. RefSeq lists its product as uncharacterized. The record is from RefSeq and is a predicted model, not a curated record. The transcript has 3 exons. NCBI's taxonomy places the organism in Eukaryota, Fungi, Ascomycota, Eurotiomycetes, Eurotiales, Aspergillaceae. The coding region runs from base 1 to 471 and encodes 156 amino acids.